Molecule: messenger RNA, 3311 nt
Organism: Peromyscus californicus insignis
Lineage: Eukaryota; Metazoa; Chordata; Mammalia; Rodentia; Cricetidae
Gene: Ywhab
Product: tyrosine 3-monooxygenase/tryptophan 5-monooxygenase activation protein beta
Exons: 6
Coding region: 587-1438 (283 amino acids)
Biological process (GO): signal transduction
Cellular component (GO): cytoplasm
Source: RefSeq, a predicted model, not a curated record
GUGCGGCUGGGUACGGCCGGGCCGCGGACUCCCCUCGGCACCUCCUCUGCUCGGCGCCGCCCCUGCCUGCUCCCCUCGGGCCCGGAGCCAUCCCUCGGCCUGUCAGCCUCGCUCCUUUGUGGCUUUCAAAAAUUGAAAUGUAGGGGAAGGCGAGCGAGUUCCCCAAACCGCGACGCCCCUGCUGCACUCCCUGGAUGAGUAAGGGUUUAACCUUGGCGACAGCUGGGGCGAAUCCCUCUCCCACUUUGCAGUAAAGCUGUUUCAUCAUCGCUGGUGUGGGAAACCCUGCUGGACCCGAGAUUCUCUGACAGCAGGGUUGAGGUUUGAAUCAAGAAAUGGAUUUGUCGGAAUCGUUUUUACUGACUCAAACCGGAUUCCCAGUGGGGUGGGGGAAGAUCAGGCUGAGAAUUGAGGCUUCUUAAGAUAUUUGUCGUCAUUUACUGCCAUAAUCUCGUGUGUCUGCGCCCCAAAUUCCUCCAUACACUUUUUUUUUUCAAACACUGUUUGAAGUCUGUUGGUGGGGAUCGAGUGGGCGAAAUGUAGACCCUUUUUCUUUCCAAGAUGAGCGCAUCUGGAUCUAUUGCAAAUGGAGAACUUGCGUGCAGGGAGGAUUCCAAAGGUGUCAGCGUUGAUGAGAAUUUGCCAACCUCUCUGUAAGAAUAAGUCUUGUCCUUGCCUUCAGUACAUUCUCUCUGGAAUGACCAUGGACAAAAGUGAGCUGGUACAGAAAGCCAAACUUGCUGAGCAAGCUGAGCGCUAUGAUGAUAUGGCUGCAGCUAUGAAGGCUGUAACAGAACAGGGACAUGAACUCUCCAAUGAAGAGAGAAAUCUACUCUCUGUUGCCUACAAGAAUGUGGUAGGUGCCCGCCGGUCUUCCUGGCGUGUCAUCUCCAGCAUCGAACAGAAAACAGAGAGGAAUGAGAAGAAACAGCAGAUGGGCAAAGAGUACCGUGAGAAGAUAGAGGCUGAGCUGCAGGACAUCUGCAAUGACGUGCUGGAGCUGUUGGACAAAUAUCUCAUUCCUAAUGCUACGCAGCCAGAAAGCAAGGUGUUCUACUUGAAAAUGAAAGGAGACUAUUUUAGGUAUCUUUCUGAGGUUGCAUCUGGAGACAAUAAACAAACCACUGUGUCGAACUCUCAGCAGGCUUACCAAGAAGCAUUUGAAAUUAGUAAGAAAGAAAUGCAGCCUACACACCCGAUCCGACUUGGCCUGGCGCUGAAUUUCUCAGUCUUUUACUAUGAGAUUCUAAACUCUCCUGAAAAGGCCUGCAGCCUGGCCAAAACGGCAUUUGAUGAAGCAAUUGCUGAACUGGAUACGCUGAAUGAAGAGUCUUACAAAGACAGCACCCUGAUCAUGCAGCUGCUCAGGGACAACCUCACUCUCUGGACAUCAGAAAACCAGGGAGAUGAAGGAGAUGCUGGAGAGGGAGAAAACUAAUGUCUGUCAUGCUGUGUGAUCUCUUUGGUGUCACUCUGUAUCCUCCACAUUAUGUCCCUUUGUGCGAUAAACAAAAACAAAAAAAUCGAAUGUUGACUUUCGAUUUUUCACAGCCUAAGCCUAGCAAAAAUGGUCCCUGGGAUAAACAGCUGGUAUUUGUAUCUAAAACUCAGACUGGUCCCUUAAAUGCCACGGCAUUUCUGAAGUCUUGAUUUUUGAUCAACAUUGACAAGGAUUACUGUAUGUUUAAUUUUUACAAACUGAACACUGUGAUUAUGGGGUUUUGUAAUUUAGCAGAGCUCUUACUGGUAGGAAAAAUAGACCUGAAUUAUGUAUAACUUUUUGGAAAGUUUAAUCUGAUAUCAGAAUAGUCACUGAAAAUACAAUUCUGUUGUAAAGUUGUACAGAAAGUUCUAGAGAUUCUGUUGUGAUGCCGGGACUUAGGGUGAGAUGCUUACCAUUGGCACCCUGAGUUUGGUGACUCACGGUAAUUCUGCCUAUGGUUGAUGGCUUAUUGACGCUUGAUCAAUAUGGGCUGUUGCCACUCAAAAGUUCAUGACCACAAAUAUCUGCAGUGUCUUCUCCUGAGGAAACUCAAAACCUGAAAGUGAAAUUCUUUAGCUGAUAAUUGGGCUAUGACACCACAAAAAAGGUCCCGUGCUCAUACCACAUCUGUGACUAAACCCCUUUACUACAGCAGUGUGUUCCUUAUUAGCAACUUGUGAAAGCAGAGAUCUAUUUCUGUUACCCCCUAGCUAAAGGAGAGAAAAAGAGAGAGCAGUCUGUCUUAGGAAUGGCCAUACUAGUUUGCUGGAUAAUUCCUUUAAGGACACUGUUCUGGGGAGAUGGUCUCUUGUCUGAGGAGCACUCCUAGUCUUGGAGGGUGGGUCUUCCUAGCUUGGAGGGUGGGAACUUGGAGAUUUAACAUUCUUUCCGUCCUGUCCUUCUGGCUGCUGACUUUGGUUUUCUCCUCUUUAAAUUUACAGCUUUCUGCUUCCUUGGGUGUUUUCUUUUGGAAGCCUUUAUUUGUUGUUACUGUAUGGACAGGGGCGAGGCAUUGAGCACAUUGGGGAGCAAGCCUUGCUUCAAGGUGUUGGGAAAGGUGGCCCGCCAGCACCGUCACCCCCGUCUUCCUGCAGCUCUCGGCACAGUCGUUGUUCAUUCCAUGACUGAAUCAAAAGAAGUCUCUUUAAGUAGCCAUGAUUUCUCCCUGUUGCAAUCAGCCCUGAUAGUGCUUGUUAGUACCUGUCACCAGACCCUCCCAGUGUACCCAUCCAGCUUAGUUCUCAGACUUGUCAAACAAGACCCUGUAACACAGGGAAGUUGCAUGGCCACUACAGUAGAGAGCUCCAACAGCAGCCAGGCCUGACAGUCUCACAGUAUCACCCCUCUACCUUGACAUUCCAUGGAGCUGUAGAAUCCAUCUGUUUGUCCAUCUGCUGAAGUGAGAAAAGAAUUCAUGCACUGAUUUAAAACCAAAAAACAAAACAAAAAAACAAAACAAAAAAAAAACUAAAAACAAAAAACAAAAAAAAAAAAUCCCUUCUUUCUAGCUAAACAAAAAUGUGCAGUUAAUACUUGGCGCUUGACAACGCAGUAGUGAGUGUGGACCCAAGCCUGUCUGUAUAUCUGGUAGCUCUUUGCUUUGUUUCUUCCUUACCAGUAUUCUGCCUAACGUUUGCUUCUGUGGUGGUUAUAUUUACCUAGCAAGCACACCUGUGGUUGUGAAAAUAGUAUAGCAAAAAGAAAAAGAAAACCCUGGUUACUGAUGUACUAGAUUCGUGUGUGUCUUUUAAGCAUUCUAGUUUCACCUUACCCGGAGGAAUCAGGAAAAUGUAAAAACUCAAAAGUGAAAUAAACGUUUUAUCAGUUA